This is a messenger RNA of Pungitius pungitius (ninespine stickleback), 2659 nucleotides long. RefSeq names its product 3'(2'),5'-bisphosphate nucleotidase 1-like. The transcript has 9 exons. Bases 154 to 1083 code for a protein of 309 amino acids. Lineage: Eukaryota; Metazoa; Chordata; Actinopteri; Perciformes; Gasterosteidae. The record is from RefSeq and is a predicted model, not a curated record. Gene Ontology annotation, molecular function: 3'(2'),5'-bisphosphate nucleotidase activity.
GCUGCGAUAGCUCACAAUUUGUCUUUUGGGUGGUCAGGUAACUCUCUUGACGAGUCAUUUUCAGCUCUUUGGCAAAAAGUGUUGCUCUUCCUGCAUUGUCAAACCUCGUCAGAUUGAAUCAGUUCGGCGGCUUCUUCUCGCUGUCAAAUCACAAUGUCCGGAAGUCCUGCUGUGAUCAUGCGGCUGGUGGCCUCUUCCUACGCUGUGGCUGAAAAGGCCGGGGCCAUCGUGAGGAAGGUCCUGCACAGUGGAGAACUUGGCAUUGUGGAGAAGACUGGAGCCAAUGAUCUGCAGACACUGGCAGACAGACUCGCACAGCAGAGCAUUUGUGCAUCGCUGUCCAGACGUUUCCCUAAAAUCACCAUCAUCGGAGAGGAGGAGCUUCCAGAUGAGGAGAUAAAGGAGGAUCUCGUUGAAAGUGGUCUCUCAGAGGAAAUCCUUCUCAAGACGUGCCCAGAAGAAUAUAGCCAUCUCAAAGAGGAGGAGCUAGUUGUGUGGGUUGACCCCCUCGAUGGCACAAAGGAAUAUACUGAAGGGCUCCUGGACAAUGUGACGGUGCUUAUUGGUAUCGCACAUGGAGGUCGAGCCAUUGCAGGUGUCAUCCACCAGCCUUUCUACAACUACGAGCUUGGAGCAGGAGCAGCUUUAGGGAGAACUCUGUGGGGGAUGCCAGGACUGGGUGCCUUUGGAUUUAACCUGCAGGAGGUUCCAGGUGACAGACGCAUUGUCACCACCACGCGUUCCCAUAGCAACAAGCUGGUAACGGACUGUGUGGACGCCAUGGAGCCCCAUGAGGUUGUAAGAGUGGGCGGCGCUGGGAACAAGAUAAUCCAGCUUGUUGAAGGGAGGGCUUCUGCAUAUGUCUUCGCCAGUCCAGGGUGCAAGAAGUGGGACACCUGCGCUACCGAAGCCGUUCUGCAUGCCGUGGGAGGUAAACUGACGGACAUGCACGGCAAUGCAUACUGCUAUGACGCCAACGUCAAGCACAUGAAUUCGGCCGGCGUACUCGCAACACUACGAAACCAUGAGUACUAUGUCAGCAGAGUACCACAGUCAGUGCUGCAGGCCCUCAAGUCAGGGUGAGGUCUGUCUAUCUUCAGAAGUCACACCAGUAGCAGACAUUCACAACUCACACAAUCAUUCAACGUUUUAACACUAACGAUCCGUCCACAUGUGCAAAAUCCUUCUUCUAUAUGCUCUGCUCUGGUUGUGUGUCAUGCACUGUUUAAAUAGCCAGAAACAGGGAACAGACUUCAUAGGGUUUCCAUUCAUUUCAAACUAAAUCUCAAAUUGUCAUUAACACACUGAUUCCAACUUGAUCAAUAGAUUACAAUGCAAAACUUACCGGUGGUCGGUAUAAGUUAAACAUUCAUUGAGGAGUUUGAAAUGAUUUACUUGAAUGCAGGUUUGCUUCAUGGAAAUAUUGAUGAGCGACAAUCUUGAGAGUAUUUACUUUGCUGGAUAACUUAAAACAGAUUUCAAUCUUGUUCCUGUAAUGUAAUUAUUCAUUAAUCUUGAAAGAUUCUGGGUGGUGGCUUUUUAUGUAAUAUGUUAAACUUAAUUUUCCAGAAUGUAUUCUGACAUUAAACCCUAUAUGAACUUGUAUAUAUAAAAAAUUGUUUAAAAAUUGUUCAAUUGAAUUUGCUUUAAUAUAUAGUUAUACUUUUCAAACAACUUGUUUUUUUCAGCUAUACUAUACUUUCUUUGCCAUUACAUUUUAAGACCCAUUAUCUUAUGACUUUUCCAUCUUAUGACAUUUCCAACUCUUUUGGCAAUAUUAUAUUACGACUUUUUUCAUAAAUUAUUUCAUAUGAUUUCCUGACAAAAUAUAUUGACUUUUCAGGAUAUUUUAUUGACAAAUGGGAAUAACACCCCACUCCGCUGGUGGAAUCAGGAAUCUUUUUUUUUUUAAAUAAAUAAAAGAUUAAGCAAGUGCACCAGCGAACAGAAAGUGUUUGUGCGUGUUGUGGUCCUUCGUCCUGCCUCCUCUUCGGCUUGCAGGAUCUGGUCCGUGGGAGGAUGAGCCAGACGUUGGCCCGGUGAUGCUUUCCGGUUGCAGAUCACAGCUUCAUCAAGCGGCUCUUUAGCUCUUUAGCUCGUGCAGGGUGCAGGGGAAGAAAAACUCUGGCUCUGCCCUUUUCAACAUACUAUGCUAUGACUUUUUACAGACUUUUAUUGUAUACUUUUCUAAAUUCAAAAUGAUUUUUAAUUCAUUUUUAACUCUCUGUUGAUAUUUUAAAUUCAUUGGUAAUAUACAUUUUUUUUAAACUAUAUACUAUAUAAUUUCCUUUAUCAUUAGCAUUUCUCUUUUUUCUAUAGCGCUUUUGUUGCCGUAUUAUAGGAUUAGUUUUGGCACACUAUACUUUCAUUUUUGACAUACUGAAGGGUUUAUAAGCUUUAACUACUCUUAAAUUACUUUUGACAAAAACUUUGACUUAAUGAAUUACUGGCAACAUUACUUUUUUGCUAAAUUAUCAUUUAUUUUUUUUGACAUAUGCUUUGACUCUGUAUACUAUGAUUUAUUAUGACUCUUUACAUAAUACUAUGCCUUUUGUCACAAAGUUUAUAUGGUAUAUCUUUAAUGUACCUCUGACUUCACUGGUCAAAGUUAGCUACCACUUUUCUGCAGUACUUAAUUAAAGAAAACAGAGCAGGCUCA